CUCAACACCCCCCCGCCCCCAGCGCGGUGGCCGACUAGCUCCUCGAGUCGGCGGAGCGGGCGCGCGCCAGGGUCGCGCGGCUGCCGAAGGGGGCGGGCGCGCGCAGGAGGAGUGAAGGCGUAGGGGGGCGGGGGACCGCUCGCUUGCUCGCAAGAUGGCGGACGAGGACGGGGAAGGGAUUCACCCCUCAGCCCCGCACCGGAAUGGAGGCGGCGGCGGGGGGUCUGGGCUCCACUGCGCCGGGAACGGUGGCGGGGGAGGCGGCGGCCCGCGGGUCGUGCGCAUUGUCAAGUCCGAAUCCGGCUACGGCUUCAACGUGCGGGGCCAAGUGAGCGAGGGCGGGCAACUGCGGAGCAUCAACGGGGAGCUGUACGCGCCGCUGCAGCAUGUGAGCGCCGUGCUGCCCGGGGGGGCGGCCGACCGGGCCGGGGUGCGCAAGGGGGACCGCAUCCUGGAGGUGAACGGCGUGAAUGUUGAGGGGGCGACACACAAGCAGGUGGUGGACCUGAUCCGAGCAGGCGAGAAGGAAUUGAUCUUGACAGUGUUGUCUGUACCUCCUCAUGAGGCUGAUAACCUAGAUCCCAGUGACGACUCCUUGGGACAAUCAUUUUAUGAUUACACAGAAAAGCAAGCAGUGCCCAUAUCGGUCCCCACAUACAAACAUGUGGAGCAGAAUGGUGAGAAGUUUGUGGUAUACAAUGUUUACAUGGCUGGGAGGCAGCUGUGUUCUAAGCGGUACCGGGAGUUUGCCAUACUGCACCAAAACCUGAAGAGAGAGUUUGCCAACUUUACAUUUCCUCGACUCCCAGGAAAGUGGCCAUUCUCAUUGUCGGAACAACAGCUAGAUGCCCGGCGUCGCGGGUUGGAAGAAUAUCUAGAAAAAGUGUGUUCAAUCCGAGUCAUUGGUGAGAGCGACAUCAUGCAGGAAUUCCUGUCUGAAUCUGAUGAGAAUUACAAUGGUGUGUCUGAUGUAGAGCUGAGAGUAGCAUUACCGGACGGAACAACCGUUACUGUCAGAGUUAAAAAGAACAGCACUACAGACCAAGUGUACCAGGCUAUUGCAGCAAAGGUUGGCAUGGACAGUACAACAGUGAAUUACUUUGCCUUAUUUGAAGUGAUCAAUCAUUCCUUUGUACGUAAGCUGGCACCUAACGAAUUUCCUCAUAAACUCUACGUCCAGAAUUAUACAUCAGCUGUGCCAGGCACCUGCCUGACCAUUCGCAAGUGGCUCUUCACAACAGAAGAAGAAGUCCUCUUAAAUGACAAUGACCUUGCUGUUACAUACUUCUUUCAUCAGGCUGUUGAUGAUGUAAAGAAAGGUUAUAUUAAAGCAGAAGAGAAAUCUUACCAGUUACAGAAGCUAUAUGAACAAAGGAAGAUGGUCAUGUACCUCAACAUGCUAAGGACAUGCGAGGGCUACAAUGAAAUCAUCUUCCCUCACUGUGCCUGUGACUCCAGGAGGAAGGGGCAUGUUAUCACAGCCAUCAGCAUCACGCACUUUAAACUCCAUGCCUGCACCGAAGAAGGGCAGCUCGAGAACCAGGUAAUAGCGUUUGAAUGGGAUGAGAUGCAGCGAUGGGACACAGAUGAAGAAGGAAUGGCCUUCUGUUUUGAAUAUGCACGAGGAGAGAAGAAGCCUCGAUGGGUUAAAAUCUUCACACCAUAUUUCAAUUACAUGCAUGAAUGCUUUGAGAGGGUGUUCUGCGAGCUCAAGUGGAGAAAAGAGGAAUAUUAGUUAGAGACUGAUUAUCCCAUGUGAGCCAGGACAUUCUCCCAGCGAGGCUGGCCUCUGGAUGGUGAAUGGGCUAUGCAAAAAAGCCCUGCUUCUCCCCUUGAAUAGAGGGUGGACACUGGCUGCAGGCUCUCCCGUCUCUCAUGACUUCAUGGACCCUCUUCUGCCUGUUUGUUUGAUUUUUGUUGUUGUUGUUGUUGUUUGUUUGUUUUUUAAUCAAAUAACCCUCCAUGCUGUUCCUGACCCAGGAGAGUGCCUGUCCACAGUUUUAGCAUCUGACUGGAUACGUCACAGUAGCGUCUUUCUUCACUAACCAAGAACAUAAAUGUGGAGGAAAUUUUUUGCUACUGUUGUUUAUAGGUGUCAGUGCUGGAGCAGAAUUUAGAAGACUGUCUAAAUACUUAGCUACUUAUUCUCAAAGAAAAUCAGAAAGUAAAGAAGUAUAGUCAGGCACAUGGAAGUUGGUGUUCUUGCUAUAGUAGAAAGAGCACUGGGCUCUGGAAGUCAUCUGGGAUUGCUCCUGCUUCUUUUAUCUGUGAUUUUGGGCAUAGCAGCCUCCUUAGAUCUGAAUUGUCUCAUUUAUAAAAGAGGAAGACUGAGCCAGGUGAUAAAUAUUCAAAGUCCUGUGUGCUCUGAGCGGCUCUGGUUCGGUUGGGAUUGUUGGAUCCGGCUGUCAGCCGGGUGUGCUGCUCCCGUCCUGUUGGAGGGUUGUCUCCAGAUUGGAGGCCGUGCUGCUCGUCAGUAACUCUUCUUUUUUUUUCCUUUCAGAAUAUUUUCCAGAUGGCGAGGUCACAGCAGAGGGAUGUGGCCACCUAGCCUUUCCUCAUCCCUUUCCCUUCUCUUUGCCCUCAGCCUCUUAGCCUUUUCGUCUCCCAUGUCAGACAGUAACCAUUAACACAAAAGAAGAAAAAAGGAAAAAAAAGUCAUUAUAUCCCAAAGUCCUAAGCUAAAUAUUAUUAAUAACUUCCUGUGAAUUUUACGUCUCUGGAACUGAGCUGGUAGAGAGCAGCAGGUUGAUAGUGCCAGAAGUCCACUGAGAUCAGAUACACAGCCCAACCAACUCGCCAAAGUCAUCUUUGUCGUUCUUCCCCGGGCCUCAUACCAACAGACUCUCCUUGUACUAUAGUUUUAAAACUGGAACUAUGAACUCCAUCCAUUUGCACUGUUCAAGCAUAUAUAUGUAUGUAUGUAAAAAUUAUAUAUACACAAAUUAGCUGCACGUAUAUACAUAUAUAUAUUUCUUUUUAAAUUUCAUAUUGAUGGCAGUACCUUUUUUAGCUUGUGUUUUUACACACCUUUCACUGAAUUCAUGACCUCUCUCUUGCUCUCUUUAUUUUGAAACAAACUUUAAAAAGGAAAAAAAAAAUACAGGGAAAAUACCUCUCCUCAUGAAGGACUCGAAAAGUUUACAACCUGCUUGGGUUUUCUUCCCUUUUUUGUAUUGAGUACAGUUUCUGGCUGUUGGUUUGCAUAGAGUCUGAGGAGCGAGGAGUGCAGUGUCUUCAUCUUCUAGAGGGUGCUGAGGAGGAGAAAGGCUGGUUCCCAAGAGCAGUGAGGCUGCAGGGAGUCUGAAGGCCUAAAGUCUCCAUUCCAAGUCAUUUUCCUGGUCCAUUCUGCAUCUCCUUCCUGUUUCUUUAGAGUCUUUUAUAUGCUUCCUUUUAAUUGACCCAAAACAGAGUUCAGGGUAAUCUGAGGAAGCUGCUACCAUAGGAAACUGUAACACUUUUCUUCUGCAACAGGGAUCGUAUUAUGAGUAAAGCUUGACAUCCGAGGCACAAAGGUUGGGCAUAUGGAGGGAAGGAAGGAAGCAGUGCCUCACAUUUAUAAGGGCCUUACCUCCUCCAUUCCUGUCCAGUAAACAUCUAUAUUUUACAUCCUCUGUGAGUUCUUUAAACAGUUAGGUGGAGGGAGUGCCUUGGGUAAAUUUAGAGUCUGGGUCUCUGCCAACCAAAUCAGAGCCCUGUUCAUAACAGCUGAGGGCCCAGGUAGUGGGAAUAUGGUCGAUUUUAGUUGACCACCAUCAUUUACUUCAAAGGAGACUGAAGAGAAAUCUCUUAGAGUUCUUUACCUGGAGCUGGGCCUGGGGCUGGGGCUGGUUCAGUUGGUAGAGUGCUUGCCUAGCAUGCAUAAAGCUCUAAGUUCCAUCUCCAGCACCACAUAAAACUUGGGUGUUGGGGUAUUGUAGUGCACACCUGUAAUCUCAGCACUUGGGAGGGGAAUUCAGAAAACUCAGAAUUUUCAAGUCCACCCCUCUGCUAUCUAAUGAGUUCAAGGCUAUCCUGGAUCACAUAUCUCAAAAGUAGAAGAGUUCCUUACCUGCUCCUGCGCUUAGACCUCCUAGGACCUAAAAGCGAAAAUUUGGGACAGAGGCCAGGCUGGCACUAGAGUAAUAUUCUCAAACCUUGAGUUCUUGUGUAAGGAAUGCUCAGGUUAGGUACAACUAAAACAUAUCUUUGAAACUCUUUUAUCUACUUUACCUUUGAUAUUGAAGCCUCCAUAGGCUGCGUCUUUGGCUUUAGUAGCUGAAAGGCAGCCAGAAUUGGGUGUAGUUGGCAGCAUUGGAUUUGGUUGAAAGUUUCUUUCAUGCCUUGGUUUUUCAGAGAAUUCAUUAUGAGUCUACUUUUCUGUCUCCAUUAUUCUGGUGGCCACUUGUCCCAGGAAGGUGUGAACCUUUUAGGACAGUCUAUCCCUUCCCUCUCCAAACCCACGGGACCACAAAGUACAAAAUAUAGUGAGUGUUUAAUGUUGAAGAGGGCAAUACCUGAUUUGGAGGCUUUAAUCAGGAUCGACUCUCCCUCUUGGCUUUAAUAAUGAGUCUGAGUACCUUAAGAGGGAGCAAGUUGAUUUCCUCUCCAAGAUGCUCUGGAGGCCAGCUUUGUUGAAACUGUAAAAAUAGCCACAUUGCAGCCUAUUCCCUCAGGAGAGAGCCUAUACUACAGCCUUCCAGAGCAGAGACAGGGCUUUGGAGGUCCUAAAGAGUCAGCCCCAAAUGUGUUGGGGUUAAUAGAAUCUGUAGGAACAUCUUACUUUAGGUAGUCUUACUACCAAAACACCCAGCUGCAGCAGGGAGCUGGGAACAGGGAGCUCCCCAGGCUCCCAGUGGGGCUGCAGUCCUGGAGGAGGAGGUCACUAUGGCCUAAAGGCCUACAGGAUCAAGUUCUUUUGCAUGAAGCAGUGUUAGAUGUAACUACUCCCUCCCCCAAGCCCCCUGCACUUCCUUUCUCUGAUCCCUUCUAUGUUUCUUGGUCCUGGUUUCUGCCCAGGAAUGUCUCUACAGUUUUUUUGGGCAGUGUGUCUCUGGGAAAGGGGAUUCCCCUCCCAGCUUCACUCCAGCAGGAUCUUCCUGGUCUCCAACUGUUGUUCCUCCAUAUUGAGUUUCUGUUCUCUGAGACUAAAACUCAAGAGAUUUUUGUUGUUUUCUAAAGAAUUAUUGACAAAUAAAUGAAAAAUACAUGCUCCAGUUUUUAAAUCAUUUAACAGAUAUGAUAAAGUUUAAAAGAUAUCUAAUGGGAACUCUCUCAGCAUAACAUGGAAGAGUUAUAGGUAGACCAUCUUCAGAGUGUUCCUCUUCUAAGAAUUUUAGGAUGUGUACUGCUCUGAAAUUCUUUGGCAUUAUUCUCUUCCCUGAUUUUUUUUUAAGAGUUAUCAUUUUUAUUUAUAUUUAUGUGUUUGGCUGACCUUGGAGACCAGAAGAGGGCAUUACAUUCCUGGAGCUGAAGUUAUAGGGGUUUAGAGUCACAUUAUGGUGCUGGGAUUUGAACUGUGAUCCUCUGCAAGAGUAGCAAGGGCUUUUUAACUGCAGAACCAUUUCUCUAGAUCCUGUUUCCUGUUUUGUCUCAGUGCUUACUCUCAAGAGAUUUUUAUGGAGCAGGAAAAUACUUAGGCUCUGAGAGGCCUGGCGCUCUAGGAAGCUUUGCUUGGGCAGUGCUUUGAGCUUGCUGCUCUUCGUAUUUUUGUCCUGGUCUCCAGUUUUUUCUGCCUUCCCCUUGCCCUUGCCGAGGCCUCAGCUCAGCACAGCUACAGUCAGUGUUCAGGGCAGCUCCCAGGCCUUGACAGAGCUCUCAGGGAGGAAUAAGGUAUAUGCUCUAGCCUCCUCUUGCCUGGCCCAUUUAAUUUUAUCCUUUAGUACCUGGGCCAGUAGCUUUGAAUUACCCCCUUUCAUUCUCCAAACCUGAUGCCUGAAGCAGCAAAAUAGGGCACUGAUAAGAGGGAGCACCUCUCUCUCAGAAUUUUCAGCUUAAGGGCCAGCUCCUAGAAAGCAGUUUUUUGGGUUUUUUGUUUUUUGUUUUUUGUUUUAAAGGGACCUACAUGCAUUUGAGUUGAGCUGAAGUCUCCAGGAAUGGAGGCCCUUUCUGCCCUCCUGUCCAUCAUGCUGGCUGGAGGGACGGCCUCAGCACAUUGCUGCUCCCUCACCAGCUGUAUGGUUGCUUUAACUUCUUUUUGGAGGAGCAGCAGUGUGGCUGAAUACUUAGAGCUAGUGGGAAGGAGAAUGCUUCUUUAGUCCUCCGUCUUGGGUUCCUCUUAAUCUAACCCUCAGCACAUCUGCCAGGCUUCCUUUACCUGGAUAACAGCAGCUUCUUUCUCAACAGUAACUGAGGGUGCAUGGAAAUCAGGCUCUGGGGAGGAGCAAGACUGAAGAGGGACUGAUCCUUGUAGGAGCACUUGGCUAGCUGCUGAGCAUGGGUGCCAGCUUGUUAUCAUGCCCCCUUCUAAGCCGGUGAGCUGGGCUUCAGUUUUUUCCAGGCCAUGCACACUUUUAAUUUAUUUGAGAGAAACUAAUUGUAUUUUCACUGCAGUAUCUUGUACUUUUAUUUGUGAUUUACGAAAUGUGAAGAGAAAAUGCAGAGACCCACUGGCUCCAGUGUUUCUCCAGCCCCUGCUCUAGAGCUAACCACUCUAAGAUUGUUUGGUAAUGUUACUUAGUGUAAUUAAUUGUAACAUAUUCUUUUAAAUAAAUUGAUUUAUUGAUGAAACAA
This is a messenger RNA of Mastomys coucha (southern multimammate mouse), 6708 nucleotides long. RefSeq names its product sorting nexin 27 (gene Snx27). Gene Ontology annotation, biological process: intracellular protein transport; signal transduction. The record is from RefSeq and is a predicted model, not a curated record. Gene Ontology annotation, molecular function: protein binding; phosphatidylinositol-3-phosphate binding. The transcript has 12 exons. Gene Ontology annotation, cellular component: early endosome. The coding region runs from base 155 to 1735 and encodes 526 amino acids. Lineage: Eukaryota; Metazoa; Chordata; Mammalia; Rodentia; Muridae.